AUGGCCAAUCUUCCAUACUUGUUAACCUUAAUCUUCAUCAUCACCAUAGUCAAGAACUCGUCCUCGGCUCGAAAUCUCGAAAACCCAUCGUCGAAUCAUCAUCACCGUCACCAUAAACGCCACAAGAUCUCGUUUUCCAUGCCGGAUUUGCUCAACAUUUCUCGACCUCCAUCUCCGCAACUCACAAGCCAACUCCCAUUCUCAAAGCCGGUAGGCCUUUUCCCACCUAAUAAAGGCAUCCCGAUCCCCGGACCAGACCCGAAAAUUCCGUCGACUCGAACGCUCGAUGUUCCGAACCUCGGGUUGUAUUUCCCUGCCAGGGCUACUCUUCAGGAGCUGGAAUUUGGCGCGGUGGUGACCAUUGACGAGACGUUAUUCGAGGGUGCUUCGGUUGAUGGUUCACCACUAGGAAAAGCACAAGGGGUGUACGUUGCAAGUUCCGAAGGUGAUGCUGGUUCUAUGAUGGCGAUGGCUACGGUUUUCGCGGACGGCGGGUUUAAAGACGGGUUACGGUUUUUCGGGUUACACCGGAGAGAUGCGGCGGAGUCUCACAUCGCUGUCAUUGGUGGCACCGGGAAAUAUGCCGGUGCAAAUGGUUAUGCAACAGUUAAAGUUGUGAAACAAGGUGUUAACAAGCUUCUUCUGUUCAAUGUUUAUCUCAGUUAA
This is a messenger RNA of Hibiscus syriacus, 666 nucleotides long. Its product is annotated as dirigent protein 16-like. The coding region runs from base 1 to 666 and encodes 221 amino acids. The transcript has a single exon. The record is from RefSeq and is a predicted model, not a curated record. NCBI's taxonomy places the organism in Eukaryota, Viridiplantae, Streptophyta, Magnoliopsida, Malvales, Malvaceae.